AUGCAUGCUGUGACCGAUCGUGCCUCUCCUUAUGCCACGUUGUAUAAAGAAGCUUUUAGUAUCGUGCGCGAUCCAUUGGUCUAUCUAUUCCCGGCAUAUACCCGCAUUCCAUCGCGUUGGAUCCCAUAUCGAUACAGGGCACGGCAAGCGAAUGAGCGACUGCGUCAAAUUCUGUAUAAAAUUAUCGAGGACCGAAAGCAAGCGAUUACAGACAACACCAACAACGACCAGUCCAAGAAGGAUCUAUUGACAAUGAUGAUCGAAGCGUCCGUCACCCAAUUUUCACCCGAUUCGGAUUCUCUCGGAAGCUCGCAUGCUUUUCUUACCGAUGGCGAACUCGUAUCGAAUCUUGCCGUGUUUUUUGUGGCAGGCCAUGAAACAACGGCAAGCGCUACAGCGAGCAUGAUCUACUACUUGGCAUCCCACCCCGAGAUACAAGAAAGAGCGCGAAUGGAGGUACUUUCAAUACUCGGUGACGACGACCAAGAUGUGGCGCCCACCGAAGAACAGUUGCGUCAAAUGCCGUUCCUCAAUAAUUGUAUCAAAGAAACGAUGCGGAUCAACCCUCCUACCUCUGGAAAUUUGCCACGGAUCGCAGCGCAAGAUACACGUAUUGGCGACUUUUUUAUUCCCAAAGGCACACCCAUUUCGCUGGAGUUGUACUGCGUGCAUCAUCUCGCAAAAUACUGGCACGAACCUCAAGUAUUCAAUCCUGAUCGAUUCGAUCCUACGCAUGCCUCAUAUAUGAAAGAUGCCAUCUGGAUGCCCUUUGGUUACGGACCACGUACUUGUAUCGGAUCCAACUUUAGUUUGUUUGAACAACGCGUACUUCAUGCCAUGCUUUUGAAACGGUAUACAUGGUCUUUAGUCCCCAACAGUGAACAUGCCAAUGGUCUGCAAAAUCAGCGAGGCGGCGGCAUCGGUCUCUUGGGUCCCGAAACACUACAUAUUCAAUUGACGAGACGAUACUAG
Molecule: messenger RNA, 972 nt
Organism: Radiomyces spectabilis
Lineage: Eukaryota; Fungi; Mucoromycota; Mucoromycetes; Mucorales; Radiomycetaceae
Product: cytochrome P450
Exons: 3
Coding region: 1-972 (323 amino acids)
Molecular function (GO): heme binding; monooxygenase activity; iron ion binding
Source: RefSeq, a predicted model, not a curated record